GAUAAUGUCAAUGUGUAGUGUCUGUGUAAAACGAGGUUUUUGAUAUGAAGUAUCCGGGGUGUGCUGAUAGGUAAUUCUUUAGUUCUAUGGGAAGUAAACGAGGAGAUGAAGUCGAUUAAUCUGCAUCAAAACACCUAAAUGAUGCCUUCUUCUCCUUUGUAGUUAUCAGUUGUUUUUGUUUGAUCUAUUGAUUGUGAGGAGGAAGACUAACCUCAGCCGCCAAAAGCCCCUGUAUGCUAUAAUCUAGUUUAUUAUUGUGUAGUAGUUACUCAUGUAUUUGAGGUUUUACUUUUUAUUUUAGACUUACAAAACGGAAAUGCAGCCAUGCGGGCCGUGCAACUUAAAGGAAAUACAUUAUGAGCCAUUGGAAGGACUGGAAGCAGAGAUAUCUCAUGAGAUAUAUCAGCAGAGUGCCAUACCGACUACCCAAGAUUCUGCAGCUCCGAACUGCGGUUGUGAAAUAAAAGUAAACUGCUUGUGCGAAGAACCGCCUUCAGAACGGAUCUCCAAAAUGUCAAUGCCAAUAAUUGCGCCAAAGACUCCCGAGGGUAUCGAAAAGACGGAAUCGACAGGAAAUCUAUUUUCAUAUUCUGGAUCCAUGAUCCACGCAGAUGCUGCUACAAACAAAUGAAGUAUUUUUUAACAUUUCAAAGAUGAUAGAACCUAGAACUUGGAUUUAAGUUU
Messenger RNA from Pectinophora gossypiella (pink bollworm), 684 nucleotides. RefSeq lists its product as uncharacterized. NCBI's taxonomy places the organism in Eukaryota, Metazoa, Arthropoda, Insecta, Lepidoptera, Gelechiidae. The transcript has 2 exons. Bases 317 to 631 code for a protein of 104 amino acids. The record is from RefSeq and is a predicted model, not a curated record.